Molecule: messenger RNA, 2204 nt
Organism: Rotaria sp. Silwood2
Lineage: Eukaryota; Metazoa; Rotifera; Eurotatoria; Philodinida; Philodinidae
Source: the annotation of a GenBank genome assembly
AUGGAUCGAUAUAAUCUUCUUUUUUGUCUGUUCUCCUUGGCUACCAUCAGCAGCAGCAGAACGAUUCCAUUUGAUCCAGAAAACUUUGAUGACUUCACUCCGACUUCUAUAGGCUAUAUAAAGGAUAAUUGGAAUGUCUAUUUUAGCAAUGAGAAAGUUGCUGAUGCAUCAGCACACUCAUUUCAAGAUCUUGGCUUUGGAUAUGGCAAAGAUGCAUGGUAUGUGUUUUAUUUCGGCGAAAAAAUACCAGAUGCGAAGCCUUCAUCAUUUCAAAUAUUUCAACCCUACACUGGUUACACCAAAGAUGUAUGGUUUGUAUAUUAUUUUGGAAAGAAAAUACCAGAUGCGAAGCCUUCAUCAUUUCAAAUACUUAGACCCUACGCUGGUUACACCAAAGAUGUAUGGUAUGUGUACUAUUUCGGAAAGAAAAUACCAGAUGCAAAGCCUUCAUCAUUUCAAAUAAUUCAACCUUACGUUGGUUACACCAAAGAUACAUGGAAUGUAUAUUAUUUCGGAGAGAAAGUGUCAGAUGCUGCUGCUCAUUCAUUUCAAUCCCUUGGUAAUGGCUACGGUAAAGAUAGCUGGUCAAUGUAUUUUCAUGGAAAGAAAAUGAAGCGAUAUCCCUGAUGAAGAAUUGAGGACCUCAUUUGAAAAUUUUGUUUUUGAUUUAUUUUAUCCUGUAGUUCAACACUUUUAAUGAACGAACAAAAACCUAAUGCAUUAAAAUUUUUUUUUUCAAUCGUUGCAAAAUGGUCGGAUAACUUCUUUCAUUCUAUUCGAACAUUCUGGUUGUGGAUGCAGGUGUCGCAUCAGAUAUUUGAAGUUUUCACCAACUCUUACAUCCACCCAUAUCCGCCCUUCUUAUCCACAUUCACUUUUAUCAGCGCUCACCUGCAUCCACCCAUACCCAUAUUUUGUACUUCCACCAAAGUUGAGUUUUGCCCAAAAUAUAAAUAAAAAUAUUGAAAUUUCAGCGAUCAUUCGGAUGAUUUUUGUAUCAAAACUAAUUUUAAAUCAUUAAAAACCAAACAUUUUAAAUUAAUUUUCUGAGAUUAAAAGCGGUAGAAUUUUGAUCCAGUUUCAUGUGUUUUAUCUUGAUUAUAAUCGACUUCUUCAUGAUUACUAAAUCAAUUUUAAUAAAAAAGUAAUCAAAAUUUUAUAUGAAAUUUCGAUACUUUUAAUUAGUUUUUGAUUUUAAUCGAUUUUUCACAUCAAAUGUUUUUACACGAACCACACUGAUCUUCCUUCUUGCUCAUAUGUAAGCGGUUCGUAUGCCUUCAUGUUUUUUUUCCUUUAUGAAAGCGUUUCGGCGAUGUUCUAACAGCUCGCCGCAAACUACGGGAUGGCGCCAUGCUAUAGGGACGGAACUGCACAGACUCGCAGUUUAUGUUUUCAAAGACUUCUGCAUCCCUUAUCAACUCCUCAAGUAUUUUAAUUCUUUUUCAACUUUUACCAAACGUCGAUUAACUGGAUUGUGAUUUACCAUUCGAUUCUUCAAAAUCGAUUACUUUUAAUGAUGAAUCACAUAAGUUAUUUAUAAAAAUGAAAAACAACGCAUUUUAAGUGCCAUCAUUUCCUCUAAACUUAUUUCGGAUCAACGAUGUUAGUAUUUCACUCGACUUCUUUUUUUAUAUAAAAUCGUAGCAAAAAAGACAACGUCGAUGACUUACUUCCAACUUCACAACAGAUAUUUUCAGGGGAUUAUGCCAAGGGGGAAAAAGCAGAUCCUGGUAGAUCCUAGUGACUCCUGAUGGAUUCUGGUGGAUCCUAAUGGAUCCUAAGGAACUGUAGAAUAAAUUAUUUGAACUGUGCCGAAGAAAAAGUGGAAGAAACUGAUCAUUAUCAACGCUAGUGUUAUUUAGUGUUCCAUGAAAUGAAAGAAAAAAAGGGCAAAGUAUCUUCAGACUUUGUGACUAACAACCCAGGACGAUGAUUACGACCGCUGUAACGACCAAAAACGAUAACGUAUACUGUCGUUUCAUAUAGUUUACGAUCGUAUAUAGACAUAAAUUAACGUUUUGGUAGCGACAGUAUUACGACCGUUUUUUAUCGCAUGGUAUACGAUUAUCAAUGGUCGUAAAACAGCCUGAAAAUCAAGUAUCCGAUCGUUUACGAUCAUUUACGAUACGAUGAAAUACAGCCGUAAUACUAUCGCUGCCAAACAGGCGAAAAAUGCUCCCCCACGGCCGUUUACGACCGGCCUU